Molecule: messenger RNA, 1769 nt
Organism: Vanessa atalanta (red admiral)
Lineage: Eukaryota; Metazoa; Arthropoda; Insecta; Lepidoptera; Nymphalidae
Product: alkaline phosphatase-like
Exons: 9
Coding region: 19-1608 (529 amino acids)
Biological process (GO): dephosphorylation
Molecular function (GO): alkaline phosphatase activity
Source: RefSeq, a predicted model, not a curated record
UCAUAGCCUUCAAUUCAAAUGUCAGUUGUCAAAAUGCGCAAGAGCUGGUUGGUCGUGAUUUUUGUGUUCAAUAUUCUUAGUGUACGAUGUGUAUUACGAAAAGAUUCAGACUACUGGACAAAUUUGGCCUCAAAAGAGUUAGAAGAAGCGUUGAACGUAAAAUGGAACGAAGGAAUAGCUAAGAACAUUAUUUUGUUCAUCGGCGACGGAAUGGGACCGAACACAGUCACAGCUACGAGGAUACACAGGGGCGGGGAGAGUCAUCGUCUAUCGUAUGAGAUGUUUCCGCACGUUGGAUUGUUAAAGACUUAUUCUGCUAACAAAAUGGUUCCCGACUCGGCUGCUACUGCAACAGCAUUGCUAUGUGGCGAAAAGACUAACCAGAACACAGUGGGUGUUACCUCGUCUGUGCAACACAGAGAUUGUGCCGCGUCUUUAAACCCUGGUGCUAAGUUAGAUUCUUUAGCUGCAUUGGCUCUAAAAGCUGGAAAGAGUGCUGGUUUUGUGACAACGAUGCGUGUGACGCACGCAACGCCUGGUCCCGUAUACGCUCACAGCGCGGCUCGUCAGUGGGAAUGCGACAGCAGCAUGCCCGCAGGUUCUGAACAGUGCAAGGACAUCGCUAGACAGCUAAUAGAAGAUUUCCCCGGCAGAGAUCUUAAUGUAAUCAUGGGAGGUGGCAGACAAGGUUUGGUAGCUAAUGCGACGGGCACACCUGAUGAUCCGAUCAGCACAUGGGGAUGCUCGAGAGCUGACGGAAGAGAUCUUAUUCAAGAAUACAGGAACAACAAACAAAGCAGAGGUCUGAAAUAUAGCGUCGUCUCAAAUAAUAGAGAACUUCAGAAUUUGAAUGUGAAUGAGACUGAUUAUCUUUUGGGAAUUUUCUCCAACGCACACUUGGCGUAUGACAACGAAAGGAACACAGGCCCAGAGGGUAUGCCCUCCAUAACAGACAUGGUAGAAGCUGCUAUCAAGGUUCUCAAGAAAAACUCAAAGGGAUUCUUUCUAAUGGUAGAAGGUGGUAACAUAGAUAUGGCGCACCACCGCGGCAGAGCCAAGCUCGCCGUGAACGAGGCGUCGGCCAUGGAGCGGGCAGUGCGCGCCGCGCUCGCGCUCACCGACGCGCGCGACACGCUGCUCGUGGUGACCAGCGACCACACUCACACGCUGUCCAUCAACGGGUAUCCCGACAGAGGCGCUAAUAUUUUCGGUGUAGUAGGACCGUCAAGAUUCGAUGGAUUAAACUACACGACAAUAUCAUACAGUACGGGAGGUCCUGGCUCCUUCCAGUACUCCAUAGAGACCAAUGGGACUGGAGCGCCUCACAUUGUGAGGCAAAACCCGACCGUCGAGGAGACAGACUCGUACAAAUACGAACAGAUAGCGGCCGUGCCACUCGACGAAAAUAGUCAUGGCGGCGGUGACGUCACUAUAUACGCGCGAGGUCCGUACGCUCAUCUGUUUCACAACAUCCACGAACAACACUACGUAUUUCACGUGCUUUCUUAUGCGGCUAAAAUCGGACCUUAUUCCGCGGGAAAUAGCGUACAGUGCAAUGUUGCCAAACUAUCUGUGGGACUAUUAUUUUUAGUACUUUUUACACGAUAAUUUUUAAUUGAACGGAAAGAUUUUGUAUGAUAGAAUAAAGUAUUUAAUAUUUUUUCAAUAUAGGUUUAGAAUUAACAUAUAGUAAAACUCAGCAUAUUUAUAAUUACGUAAAUAAUGUAGAUACAAUAAUAUAUUUCAAAUGCAUUUUGUUCAUUUACAUA